AUGGAAUCACUCGAGGCAGUGAACCAGCAGUUCAAGGGCUUGCGAAGCACCGUUGAGGCAAUAGAUGUGGAGAACAUUGAUGGCCAGAGAUCUCAAGGUGCUGGACGCCGGCUCUCCUUCAAAAGCGUAGCCAUACAAGGGCCAUUGAGCCCCAAGUCUAGGGACCUGAAGGAGCCAGCAGCACUUCAGAACCACAGGCUACUGAAGGGGCAGAAGAUGCCAAAUUCUGUGUCGAAGGUGACAUCUGCCCCAUCCGCAAAGGCAACGGAUGCGGCUGGAACUCAGCUGCGCCUUCAUGGCCGUUGGAUGGACCUGGCCACACAGAGUGCUGAGGGUCCAACCAAGGACACCCGCAAGAAGGUCACUCACCGCUUGAGCCAGAUCGGCGGCAUGGAUUCUGAACAACCUGCUCCUCAGCAACAAUUUCUUCAGCCGUUUCAUCCGCAUGGCGCAUUCAGGAUUUGUUGGGAUUUGGCGGCGAUGCUGCUCAUUUUUGCUGACACCAUCAUGCUGCCUUUGGCGCUGGCCUGGGAAGAGGACAUGGGUUUCGGACAAGAUGCCUUUAGUUCAUUGCUUUUCGUGAAUUUCUGUAUUGGCUUGGCAUUCUGGACGGCCGAUUUGCUGGUGAACCUGAAUACAGCCACGUACCGGAAGGGCACGCUGGUUACUGGCUACCUCUCCAUUUUCAUCAGCUACAUGCGAGGUUGGCUGUUGUUUGACCUUAUGCUCCUGACCUUUGACGUUCUAUAUGUGACGUCAGAUGCAGGCAAUCUGACGGAGUUUCGCUUGGUUCGUGUUACGAGGGUGCUGCGAUUAUUGCGGCUUUUGCGCAUGUUGAAGCUUACAAGGCUCAACGCUAUCAUAGAGGAAAGUGCAGCAAACAGCGGCAAGCAGUGGGUCACCGUCGUCAUUGCGAUUACAAACACAGCCGUGGGCAUGAUCUUCAUUGCGCACUUGCUGACUUGCAUGUGGUACGGAGUUGGGCGAGCACUGGAAAACGAAACACGUAUACAGAGCUGGACCCUUCGCGCAGGUGCUGGUGUCCAGGAAGUAGAGCCGUAUGUGCAAUAUCUCCACGCCAUGCGCUGGAUUGUGAACACACCGUCACCUCCAGAUCUUGAUGCUGCUAGUGAAAUCGAGCGAGGUGUUGACAUUCUUGUGUCCAUCUUUUACUUGCUUGUGAUGGGUUCCGCAAUUUCGAAGAUCUCUGGGACUAUUGCCGAGCUGAGAGCCAUGAAUGAGGCAAGAGACCGGCGUCGCAGAGAAGUGCGACAAUAUCUCAGCCAUCAACAUGUCUCUUUCGAGCUCGUAUCGCGAAUCAUGCGCUUUGUAGACUACCGGCUUGAGAAGUUUUCAGCAACGAGUCUUGAUACGUCCUUGAUCUCACCUACCCUACAGCUUGAACUCUACGUAGGUCAAAGGAGCAGCUAUAUCCUCGAGCUCCCCAUCUUCAAGCUCAUGCAAGAAUGCUACCCCGAUGUCUUUGGCAGCGUCUGCGCAGUUUUGGAGAAGCAUGUCUACGAAAAAGGCGAAUCCGUCUUUGUGGCUGGUUCUUUUACCUCCUGCCUGCACAUCACAGCCACGGGAAGCUACAGCUACAUCGAAGGCUACGAUGCCGAAGGCGCCAACACAGAAUUUUCCGGUACCAGAUGGUACGGUGAGUUGUCGCUGUACACAGAAGGCAGCCUGCACCAGUCCACGCUGGCAGCUUCAAGCUUUGCGGAGACUUUUACAUUGACUGGCCCGGACCUUGCUGACUGUGUGAAGCAGUCUCGGGGAUGCAUGGCCAUGUUCUGCGACUUUGCAAAGGACUUUGUGACCGCAAUGCAGGGCAGCAAGACCAAAUGUGGUGAUGAGGAGCAGGUACAUUGGGCAGAGGAGUGCUGCAAGAGGAAUCAACACUACCAGGAGUUGUAUCCGGACCCGAAAACUCGCUUCAAAAACAUCAUUAUACCGUUGAAGAUCAAACGCAGUGCAAGCACCAGUGUCUCUGGUGAGGAUGGCAGUAGCUCCAAGGGCUCUGUGCCAAUUCCGAAGCCACGACUAUCCAAGAACUCUAGCACUUCAAGAAGCUCCAGAGGCUCUCAGGGGUCUGUGAAGGCUUUGGACCUUGAUACGGCGGACCUUGAUGUUCCCCUGGAAUCCGUGACCAGCCUGUACACGCGCUUCAGCGAAGCUUCUGCUGAGACCGUCAAUCCAGGCUUGGACACCUACCUGAAAGAAUUGGAUGGGGAGACGAUGGAGACGUAUAAGCUGGUGGAUGACUUGCAGAUAAUCUUGCCAGAGUUGCAUGCAGAGCACAGCCCACAUGUGGUCUUCGAGCAAGCAGGCGAGAGAGAUAGGGCGGAGUCCUCAUGCAUCAGCAUCUUGGCGCUCUUCAAGAACCGGUUCGACAUCUUCACACAACCGCAGGCCCCUCCUGUCAAGCUAAGUGAUGAGCAAUGGAUAGAGCUGCAGAGGCUGAUAACCUGGAUUGACCCGGACUUGGAGCAACUUCAAGCAGUCAUGGUGCUACUGGCGAUCCGCGCGCUUGGCAAGUCUAAAGCGGUGCUGCAGCAAAUGCCGCGGCCCAUGCGCCGUCCAGAAAGAGCGGUGCUCCAGCUAAUGGAGAGUGAGCGCAAUGUGGUGCCAUCAGUGCUGUGGCUGAGUGAGCGGGCAGAGCAAUACAUCGAGAACGCCCUUGAGAUUCAUGAGCUGUUCAACUUGGCUCAGAUGUUGCAAGGUGAAAACCUGCCGGCGAAUAUCGGAGAGCUGCGUCGUUGCAUUGAUGAAAAGAGUGAAGACAUGUUUCGCUUCUACAUCUUGUUCCUGCUUGGUUUCAUGAGCGGCAUUGCUGCUGGAACCGGUUCGAGAUUCAUGAACGGCAAGAAUGCAUCUGCGGUGAUCAGUGGCAUUCGCUUGCUUCAACGACUCAUGGAGUGCUCGCCGAGCGCAAUUUACUGGGGCUACCUUGAAGAAAGGGCCGAGAAAUUGCGGCUGAACUUUUACACAGCGGAGGAUCUCGUGCUGGUACGGUUAUCUUGCCUGGCAAGGGUGCAGGAGGAGAAAGACUACUUGCAGCUUCGCACAGCUUGGGAUGCAUUGAAGGCACGUGAGCGAGCAGCCUUGACAGACCAUUUCCUGGCAGACGGCAUUCAGGAACAAGCGUUCAUCCUUGAGUUCCUGCCCAACUGCGUUGCCAAUGCAAAGGCAAACAAUACCGUUGGUGUCACCGGUCUACUUGGGGUGCUGGUGGACUUGCUGAACAAUCUCAAGCUUAGCAUGGACUCAAUGCCGGACAUGGAGAAAGUGAUCCCCGUCGACCUCUCUGAGAUGGCUGAGUUCAUCGCAGUUGUUCAGAACCGAUUCGUGUUCCUGACUUGCGUAUCCAGAUGUCAGCUGCAGUUCGUGGGCCAGAGAGUGCAUCUAAAGAUGACUGGAGGCAACUGGGGGCGAACCACAGACCCUGAUUCAGAUAUGACCAGCUUGGCAUAUACACUUCAGGACAUUCUGCAGAAGCAGGCCUGUUGCUGCAGUUCACACGUGCAUAGGCACGCGUAG
Symbiodinium pilosum is the source of this 3540-nucleotide messenger RNA. NCBI's taxonomy places the organism in Eukaryota, Dinophyceae, Suessiales, Symbiodiniaceae. The record is from the annotation of a GenBank genome assembly.